AUGACCGACGGGCACAGUGCCCCUCCUGCCGAUGCACCGGCACCUGCAGCAGCAGCGGCCGACGCUGCUGCUCCUGUUCCCGCUGACGUGCGCUCGCACGCUGUUCACCACGACGCGGCUCAAAACCACCAAAAGGAGCAGGACUCCAUUGGCCGUAUGACCCCGCGACCGACUUUUUUGGAACAUCUCGCCACCUCGAGAGACUCGCAAUUCCAUCUUGACCGACGGGAUUCGAGUGAAUUGGACCGAUAUUUCCAUGGUCCCCGUAAUAUGGAAAAGCACUCCAAAUGGCCCAUCAUGAUGCGGAUGCAUGGCAGUGUUAUGCCGAAGAUGAUUCUUCCACUUCUGACUGUGGCUGUUUGGUCGACUGCUAUCACUAUCAUUUCGAAGAAGGUUCACAACCUUGGAAUUAACAACAUCCUUCUCACCGUGCUGGGUUUCGUGGUGGGUUUGGCUCUGUCGUUCCGCAGCUCGACUGCAUAUGAGAGAUGGGCCGAUGGACGUAAAUACUGGGCUCAGCUCAUCCAGACCUCCCGCAAUCUUUCACGUGUUAUCUGGAUCAACACUGGCGAAAGAGAAGGAGAGGAAGGCAAAGAUGAUAUCUUGAGGAAACUAUCCGCAAUGAACCUCAUUCUAGCUUUCGCCGUCGCUCUCAAGCACAAGCUCCGCUUCGAGCCUGAUAUCGCCUACGAAGAUCUUGCCGGUCUGGCUGGACACCUCGACACCUUUGCGCGUGAUGCUCAUGACCGCAUGGUCGUCAACCCACCAUCAAAGACCAUUUGGAAGUCGGCAGGCGAGUACCUCGGUGUUUCCUUCGCGGAGUCCAAUCCUCGCAAAUAUGUCAAGCGAUCCAAGAAGCCCCUGGGUCAUCUGCCCCUGGAGAUCCUCAGCCACAUCUCCGCAUACAUUGACUCUUGUGUUGCAAACGGUACCAUGGUGUCGACUCUCCACCAAGGACAAGCCAUCACCAUGGUCAGUACACUGAACGAAGUUUUGACGGGUAUGGAACGUGUGCUGGACACUCCUUUGCCCACUGCCUACAGCAUCGCCAUUGCACAGAUCUCAUGGAUCUACAUCCUGGUCCUUCCUUUCCAGCUCUACAACGCUCUUGUCUGGAUUACUAUUCCCGCCUCCAUUGUGGCCGCGUACAUCAUUCUCGGCCUGGCCACAAUUGGAAGCGAGAUCGAAAACCCCUUCGGUCAAGACGUCAACGAUCUCCCUCUUGACAGUUACUGUCGCCAGAUCGCUUUGGAGAUCGAUAUCAUGACUGCCACUCCCCGCCCGAAUGUCGAUGACUUCAUGGCACGCGCGGAUAACCUUGUUCUGUUCCCGCUCAGUCAGUCAGGAUACCCUGACUGGAAGGAGCGCAGUCUUGAGGAUAUUCGCGGGGCGCUCAGGACUAAAGUUGUCGUGGGCCCGUCGACUGCGGGCUCGGAUAGCUCUACUCUUGUAGAGAAUAUCUCUACCAAAAAUAGUGGACAGUCUGUAUAA
Molecule: messenger RNA, 1491 nt
Organism: Penicillium brevicompactum
Lineage: Eukaryota; Fungi; Ascomycota; Eurotiomycetes; Eurotiales; Aspergillaceae
Product: bestrophin family protein
Exons: 7
Coding region: 1-1491 (496 amino acids)
Molecular function (GO): chloride channel activity
Source: RefSeq, a predicted model, not a curated record